This is a messenger RNA of Nicrophorus vespilloides, 5364 nucleotides long. RefSeq lists its product as uncharacterized. NCBI's taxonomy places the organism in Eukaryota, Metazoa, Arthropoda, Insecta, Coleoptera, Silphidae. Bases 18 to 4766 code for a protein of 1582 amino acids. The record is from RefSeq and is a predicted model, not a curated record. Gene Ontology annotation, molecular function: protein-containing complex binding. The transcript has 6 exons.
ACGAGCUCAAGGAGCAGAUGGUGUACAUUUCGAAGGGAGUCAUCGAGAUUUUAUCCAGCGAGAACGGUGAGUCCGGUGUGCUCGCACUCACAUCAGGUACGUGCGUGGGCGAGGCGAGUUUGCUGUUUCCCUACAUCUCGGACGUCGAUUUCCGUUGCAAGACGACAACUGAACUCUUCACCUUGCAUCGAAACGAUUUCGUGAUAUUGUGCCGGCAUCAUCCGGCAGUCUACAGGGAUUUCCUGCAGCAAAUUCUGAAAAGAUAUAAGGAUGCCAAAAAGUUCAUCGACGUGAAGCGAAACCACCCGAAGGGCUUAACGAAUCUCCUUCAAUUGAAGAACAAUCUGCACCGUUUGAGCUCCAAGAAUAAGGAUCUGUACAGCAUGCACGCUCCGGAGAACAUCUACCUGGCGAAUGAGUUGAAUUACAAGUGUGAAAUGUAUCCUUUCAACACCAUGCGCUACUUGGAGUUGCUAUCAAUUAAGGAGAGAAUCCACUUUGACACUGACAUCGUGUUCAUCAAGUCGACGGGCAUGUGGAUACUGAAACCGAAUUCGCCUGUACUUGCUGCCUGGGAGUACAUUGUUCUGGUCUUCUGCUUGAUCGUCGCCCUAUGGAUUCCGUACAUGUGCAGCAUGAAGAAACGCUUCAUCUCUAACGAAUUCAUUAUAUUAUUCAACAUUCUCUGGUGGAUCGACUUCAUCAUACUGUCGGUGACGCCCGUCAACAGCGAAUCUAGAGCGACGACCAUGGUGACGAUCAUGUCGGAGCGCAUCAAGCACAUUUCGUUUGCGUGCGACAUCAUCGCGGUGGUGCCCUCGUUCAUGCUCACCUCUCUGUUACCGCAUAAGCUGGUCGAGUUCAACAGAACCUGGCUGUACAUGAACAAGGUGUUGAAGGUCUACAGGAUAUUCAAGUUCUUAAACGAUUGGGAGCGCCAGUUCAACGUGAACAUUCUUUUACAUACAGCACUCAAGUACGGUUUCCUUUACAUAAUGUUGAUAUACUAUACGUCUUGCGUGAUGGUCGCUUUCGGCAAUUCCGAAGGCCUCUUCACGACGAUCGCGGUGCAGAUGGCCUCUGGCGUCGGCUAUCUUUACAGCGAUGUCCUGUACAUACCGUACACGAUCGUACUGGAUUACAUUUCGUAUUUCCUCGAGUUUGCCGCAACCAACGCCAUAAUUGCAGCCGUCUAUCUGCGCUACAAUAAUCGAAAGAAAAUCCAGACGUUCUUUGCGCGAGUUUUCCAUUGCACCCAUCAGCGUACCGAUAAAAAGUAUCUGCUACGCAGACUGAAUCUUUGUAUAGAGACACACCUGAACGAUAACGAUGGUCUUAUGCUGAUGGUUUCAAUGCCAAAGUUCCUCGGCUUGUCGCCCUUUUUCAUGAACAUGGUGCAGACCGAAGGAUUCGUGGAUAUACUUUCAUCGGUGGAGAUGAUCAGCUUCAUGCCGAAGGGUCUGAUCGCUAAGCUCUCGGUGAUCUGCCACAAGGUGAUUUACCAUAGGCAAUGCGUGCUGAUAAGUCGCGGUGUUAUCUACGAUCAAGUGUUUAUACUGUACAAAGGGGUUGCAAAGAAGGUGGUUGGCAAACAGGUGUACGACACUGAGAUGCUGACGAUGUUGAAUUUGCUGGAAAUCUGCUACGGUCUGCCAUCAGCAAUGACGGUCAUAUGUUUGACGGAGGUGGUGUGUCUGUACUUCAAGUAUUCGGAUUUCGAGAGGCUGCUCACGGAAUUCCCGGAGACGAACGAGUUGUUCAAGAGCAAUUUGAGGGCGAACGAGGGGAUACGCGAGUUGCUGAUGCGAAUCGGAAGGGCGAAGAGUCAAUCGAAAUUGAUUGUAAAGGAUUACGACUAUUUCCAAUUUUGGAAGUUCAAGAAAGGCAAGACGGCGACUAUCUAUGAGAAUCACGAUUACCAUGGGCCCUUCAAUAAGCUCGGAAUGUUCGCGUUCGUCAGGUUCGUGCUGAUGCGCAAAACCGUACACCCGGAGAGCAAGUUUCUGGUUUACUGGGAACGAUUCAGAUUCUCGUUUGCCAUCUUGAGCUCCAUCCUCUUCCUCAUACCUUUCUUCAAUUCGAACUCUUCGAGCCCGAAUGUGCUGCUCUUCCUGUUGCUCGAUCUGACCGCCUACGCCGACGUCUACUUUCGGAUGCACGUCUGCUAUUACAACGAAAUCGGGAUACUCGUGAAGCAUCCGCUGGAGACUGCUCGACACUACUUGAAGCACGGUUUCUUCGUUGAUCUGCUCGGCGUUAUUCCCAUCAACUACAUCAUAGCGGACGACGAUAUUGCCGUGACCUUUGCAAUGAGCUGCUUGAGGCUGAUUCAGGUGCAUCGCUUCUACAGUUACAAGGCGAGCUUCAUGUGGCCCUCUGUUCCGCUGCAGCUGGCCGUAAAUUUCAUCACUGUGGUGAUAUUCAUCAAUUUCUGUUCGUCCGUGAUCGUGGUCAACGAUUGCGACAACUCUUACAAGAACGGCACCGAAUGGGUCGUCCUCUGCAAAACACUUAACAUGGAAUACUUUGACAUCUUCUCCUAUUACUUUUACGUCGUCUCGAGCACUGUGACGACCGUCUCCAUGGACACGUACAUAUCGUUCGAGCACAGCUACUUUCUCAUCACGUUCCUCGCCUAUUUGAGUUCGGUUUCGGUGAUCAUCAAGAUCUACAUCGUGAGCAACAUCUUCAGCUCGUUCUGCUCGAACGACGUGCGGCUUCCCAUCAGUCGUAAGAGCACGGCGUCGCUGCUGCACUUUAUGCGAAAGCGAAAGGUCAGUUUGUACCUGAGGCGCGAGAUCAAGAAGUAUUUCGACACCUCGUGGAUGGUCAUAGGUGACGGCAAUCCGUUCGAGCUGUACGCGAAUCUGAACACGUCGCUGAAACGCGACCUUCUCUUCGAGUUCUACGGCCCCAAAUUGACCGGUCAUUCCCUCCUCAGCGACAACAAGUUGCUGCUAGAGGAUUUCUUCAAGAAUUGCCUCAUCGAGAUGAACAUGAUGACGUUCAACAAGGACGGCUACAUCCUGACCAUCAACGAUAUCCAAGGAAAGAUUUUCUUCUUGCACACUGGAUACGUGGACGUCGUCGCGGCCGACGGCACCGUCCUCGACACCCUCGGCGAAUCGUCGAUCUUUGGCAAUAUGGAGAACGUUACAUUAUUUAGGCAAAAGGUGACGGUGGUGACGAACACGACGGUGCUGGUGUUCUUCAUGAAAACCAAGACGUUCUACAUGCUGAUCAAUUAUUUUCCGCACAUCAAGAAGACCUUUCUGCGUCUGAUGCAGUACAAGCAGUAUUACAUCGAGAGUUCAGCGCCGAAGAUGAUACGAAAAAUGGUGAACUUGCGCCACUACAAUAAGGCGAUGGUCAGGUACAGACUGUUCAGGAAGUUCUCAUUGUUGCACGCUCUGCUGCCGUGCUACGUCGGUGUAAUGAUGGAACUGUACCAGAUGGCCGUGUGCGAGAUCAGCGGCAAUUUUCUCGCCCUCCAAUUUUCUCUGGACGUUAUGCAUACUGUCCAUUCGGUCUGCAAGUUCUUCGUGGGUUAUCUGGAUGACAACUGGGAGCUCAUCACCGAGCGAAAACUGGUGAAGAAGCCGCACAUGAAGAAGACCGAGAUGGCAAUCACAGUGAUCAGCUGUUUACCUCUGGACUAUUUUAUGUUGAUGGUUUUCAACAUAAAUGGCGUCAAGGAGCAGUGCUUCUUCUUCAAUCUGCUGCGAAUAAACCGAGUGCUGAGAAUCUAUUACUUGAUUCGAUAUUUCUCGGAUCACCUCUUCAAAUACACCCUGACCAACGGAUACACCGUGUGGAAGCGAUGCUGCGUGUUCGUGCUGGAGAUAACUAUGUACGUGACAACGUGCGCCACUUUCCUGAUAAUGAGCGAGCGCAUCUUUUGGUACAUCACCAAGAAGAAGUCGUUCUCGGUGCACUAUUACAAGGUGCGACUGUGGAUGAGUCGCAUCUAUCGCGCACCCUCCUCCAUCAAAUUCGACAUCUACUUCAAGUACUGCUACUUUGUCAUGAUGUUUCUGACCUUCAAAUCGGACAGGAACUAUUACAUCUCGUCGACGAUGAUCAUGUCCUUGUACAUGAUCGUCGUCCUCGCCUCCUACAUCUGCAGCAUACUAAUGUUCGCGCAACUCUUCGAGAUCAUCGUGGAGUGUCUCAGUCCGCACGUCCACUACGGUCACAUCAUCAACUUCAUCAUGCACUAUCUUCGGUCACACGCGUCGCCCAUCAUCAAGCUGAAGCUCUCCAGCCAGAUGCAAAACUCUUGGUUUCACAUGCAAUCGCAUUCGCUGAAAGCACUGAACCUCGCCCCGUCCUACCUGAAGCAGUCCGUAAUGUACAGCAUCUACGGCCACCUCUUCACCAACCACAUCAUCUUCGGCCGAUCGCAUCCGGAUUUCGUCCGCCAGGUGCUGGUGCACGCGAAACAGGUGUUUUACCUCUGCGACGAUAUCAUCACGUACAAGGACGUGGACAGGGAAUGCAUGUACUUUAUAGUGAGUGGAAAGGUGGCGGUGCUCGAGGACGAGAUUCACUGUUUUCAGGCAGCUCACGAGGUCCUCAAUGCCGGCGAUUCGUUCGGCAUCAUCGAGGGUAUUUUCCCCAAGCAUCCAUACAAGUACACCUACAAGACGGUCGGCAAUUGCGAGAUACUCGAGCUCUUGCUCAAAGAUUGGAAAUACCUUUUGGACUUUUUCCCCGCCACCAAAGAGCACAUACUCGACGUGCACACGAACAUGAAUCUCUACUAAGAUGCGGGGAUUGUACGUGCAGAGAGCCUCGUGUACAGAGAGCUCCCUUUAUCCAGAGCAUUUUCCAUUAAGAAGUGCGCAUUUUUUUCCACGAAAAUCCGAAAAUAGUUUUGCUAUCGAAUAUUGACGAUAGUGUUUUGUAAUUUUUCACUUUCAGUUUUUAAUUUUUAAUUUUAUGUGUGUGUGUGUGUGUAUAUACAUAGUCAUAUUAUAUGUAUGUAUAAUUAUUUUUCGGUGAUUUUGCGAUGAUAUUUAUUGCAGCACACAAUCUUUAUCUGACAUGCAAUUAAUAAUGUUCAAUCGUUUGAUGUCAUAGCCGUCAAUCAAAAGAGUAUAUAUAACAUUUAUUUUAUGUUUAAUCAUUGUUUCGAUAAUGGAUCAAAAGGAUUUGCGCGGCGCAAAGUAAUGAUAUGCACCUGAAUUGAGAAUUGAAUCGGCAAAGAAUAAGGAGGAUGUGUGCGGUUGAAGAAAGAAGGAAGGAAGGAGCGAACUAACAUUGAUUACCCGCCGGAUAUGUCGAGGUCUUCUGUCGAGUUUGGUGGUUGGUGCACCACCGAACAGGGGCGCAUUCGGUGUGAUGGCCUGUCUGAGCCACGGC